Molecule: messenger RNA, 504 nt
Organism: Knipowitschia caucasica
Lineage: Eukaryota; Metazoa; Chordata; Actinopteri; Gobiiformes; Gobiidae
Source: the annotation of a GenBank genome assembly
AUGCCUGAGAAAAUAUUGGAGAGGAGGCUCAGAGUUGCGGUGGCUCAUCCCCAGGACCCGUUGCUGGCGGGGACCACCGAUAAACCCACAGCCGUCACUCAACAGCCCCGCAAGACUGAACUAUGGUCAGAUAUGCUGAAUGACGAUGACGGUGAUAUGCCGCCAUUAUUCGAGGAUCUGCUCGAAGUGGACCCAGGCGACGAGGGCGCAGACGGCGAUGAUGCCGCUUCUGACUUCCUCGAGGCUGUGGAUAUGGAAGAUGUGGAGGAGGACUCUACAUUCCCAGCGGCCCAGUCCCGACCCUCCAGCGCAUCUGAGGCUGCGACUCCCGUCGAUAGCAGCCUAUAUGAUGUGUGCAAGCGCGCUGCCGCCAAGCUUAACAUAACCUGGCCAGCCGCUGUAGAUGCGGAGGAUGGGGAAAGGGAUUUAUAUGACGGUAAACGGCUCCCGCCAGCGCAUCCACCUCCGAAGCAACUUCUCCCUGCUGUCAGCGCCACUGCAUGA